Messenger RNA from Brachypodium distachyon (stiff brome), 2494 nucleotides. RefSeq names its product protein NRT1/ PTR FAMILY 8.5. Bases 648 to 2120 code for a protein of 490 amino acids. Gene Ontology annotation, biological process: transmembrane transport. The transcript has 5 exons. Gene Ontology annotation, cellular component: membrane. The record is from RefSeq and is a predicted model, not a curated record. NCBI's taxonomy places the organism in Eukaryota, Viridiplantae, Streptophyta, Magnoliopsida, Poales, Poaceae. Gene Ontology annotation, molecular function: transmembrane transporter activity.
CAGCUGAUAAAGUGAUAACAAUGGCUUCCGGUCCCCGUCGCCGUGACCAAAUCACCAAAUUAUCCCCAAGCACAGCACCGAGAGCGCAGGUUUUGCCUGCGCGGCGGAAGGUAUUGGGAGUACCAUGGACGCCGACCACCGUAGCUUAACGAGGCCAAUCUUGGCGGGCGAUGAGGGGGAAGGGGCGGAGCGAGCGGUGAGCAUGCGCCGGUGUGGCCUACUGGCCUGUGGGCUGUGAAAAAAGAGAGGGGGAAUACCUACCUGCAAGACUGUAAGAAUAGUAACUCUGCUAAAACUAUUUGGUAAUUCGUGUGUUGUGACAGGCAUCUGGUUCAAAUCGGAGUUCGGAGGCUCGGGAGCUGAAGGUGCACGAGGCCAACCACUGCUCUGAUAAGGCACUAAAAAUCAUCUUGUUAAUUCCAAUUCUAGGCCUGUUUAUGAUGAAGAAUUACACAUGGAGAUCGAACUGAAUUAGCUAACGAUCACACCAGCCAACUCAUGUUGCUGUGCCAGGCCUGCAAUUUCUGGAGGUCAGUGCUUUCUACGGAAUCUACCUGAGCUUGAUAGUGUAUCUUCAGGACGUUCUCCAUGGAGACAGUGCUUCGAACGUGGCCACCGUCAGUUCCUGGGCAGGAGCCGGCUACCUCAUGCCCGUGCUCGGCGCCGCCGUCGCCGACUCCUUUUGGGGGAAAUACAAGACAGUGUUGGCCGGCCUCACCAUUUCCGUCGUCGGGAUGGCCAUGGUCACCACAUCGGCCACGCUGCCGUCUCUGAGGCCUCCGCCGUGCGCGCAGCAGAGCGCGUACUGCGCACCGGCGACUCUCAGGCAAGAGCUGCUCUUCUUCUCGGGCAUAUACCUGUGCGCGGUCGGGAUCGGCGCGGCGAAGGCCGUCUUCAUCUCGUUCGCGGCGGAGCAGUUCGACGACGGCGAUGGCAGGAAGUCGUCCUACUUCAGCUGGUACUACACGGCGGCCAACAUGGGCAUGCUCACCGCGGCGACGCUGCUGGUCUGGGUCCAGGACAAGGUCAGCUGGGGCUUUGGCUAUGGUAUCUGCGCGUCCUUCGUCGUGGUCUCCGUUGUCGGCCUCGCCGCCACGGUGCCUAUGUACCGCAUCCUGCCUCCGGCGGGGAGCCCAUUGAAAGGCGUGCUUCAAGUGCUGGUUGCCUCCUCUCGCAAGGUGAAACUGACGGUGCCUCGUGAUGCUGCGGAAUUGUACGAGGGGGAGGACGUCAAGAACCCGUUGCUGCAUUCUCCAUUGCACGAACGGUUACAGCACACCGAUCAGUUCAGGUCCCUGGACAAGGCUGCCAUGGUCACCGACGAGGACCUGGAAGGCGGCGACCAUCGGCCAUGGAGGCUGUGCACAGUGACCCAGGUAGAAGAGCUCAAGACUCUGCUGCGGCUGAUCCCCAUCUGGCUCACGUCCGCCGUCUACUUCCUCGCCAACACGCAGGCGCAGACCACGUUCGUGCAGCAGGGCACCAAGACGGACUCCAGGAUAACAAUCGGCGCCGUCUCCAUCUCCAUCCCGGCAGCGUCUCUAACCUCCAUCCAGACGGUGUGCGUCGCCGCCUGCGUGACGCUCUACAACAGGGCCGUCGCGCAAUCCUCGCCCUUCACGCCGCUGCGGCUCAUGGGGCUCGGCCACGCCACGGCGGCCGCCUCGGUGGCCGUGGCCGCGUGCACCGAGGCGCGCAGGCUGCGGAUCGCCACGGAAGGGGAUUCUGCCGCGGCAGCAGCCAUGGGCAUCGCGUGGCUGCUGCCGCAGUACGUGGUGAUGGCGGUCUCGGACGCGUCGCUCUCCGUGGGGCAGCUGCAGUUCUUCUACGACCAGGCGCCGGAGACGAUGAGGGGCGCGUCCACGGCGUUCUACUUCCUGUCCGUCUCGCUCGGGAACCUGAUCAACUCGCAGCUCGUGACGAUUGUCGCGUCCGUCACCGCGGCAGGGGGCAGGACGGGCUGGUUUCCACCGGAAUUGGACGACGGGCACUUGGAUUACUACUUCCUGCUCGUUGUGGCCGUCGCGACGGUGAACUUUGGCGUUUUUGUUGCCCUCGCCAAGAACUACACGCCCAAGAGGGUUAGACAGUCGCGAUUGGAUUCCCUCUCCUCUUCGUAAGACGAAAAAGAUCGAGCGAGGAUCAAACUGGUGCUCAUACUAAUCCGAAAUUCCGAAUGCGGGUAAUUGUUGGAUUGGAUUUUGCAUUGCAAUCCGUCACGUUCAGGACGGAGGAACCGAUGAAGCAUCUUGUUUUUUUUUUUCACUACAAAAAAGUCGUUACAGAAAAUUGUACAGUUAUAUAAGUUCGCUGGCCCAUCAAGAAACAUAGAAUAGUAUUGGGCUAUACUAGUUUGGGCCCAUAUUUAGGAACCCAACUUCCCAUCCAUGUACAGCGCGUGCUAAAAAAAAAAUCCAUGUACAGCGCGAGCCGUAAUAUGUCACGUAACAGUGUCCCACUAAAAAGAAAGUAACAGUGCGACAACUUUUUUUUA